Messenger RNA from Gambusia affinis (western mosquitofish), 4664 nucleotides. RefSeq names its product transcription factor AP-2 delta (activating enhancer binding protein 2 delta) (gene tfap2d). Bases 320 to 1696 code for a protein of 458 amino acids. Gene Ontology annotation, biological process: regulation of cell population proliferation; regulation of transcription by RNA polymerase II; anatomical structure development. NCBI's taxonomy places the organism in Eukaryota, Metazoa, Chordata, Actinopteri, Cyprinodontiformes, Poeciliidae. Gene Ontology annotation, cellular component: nucleus. The record is from RefSeq and is a predicted model, not a curated record. Gene Ontology annotation, molecular function: DNA-binding transcription factor activity, RNA polymerase II-specific; RNA polymerase II transcription regulatory region sequence-specific DNA binding. The transcript has 8 exons.
AUUCCUCAGUGCUGAUGCUUAAUUUUCAAAACUUCUAUAUUACCAAGGGACCUACGACAUCAGCCGAGAAAUACCCUGCAAGUACAAAAUCCGUGAGCCAGCCCCGUCCGUGCAGAGGGGAGACGCUCGCGUUCCGCCAGCUUUCUACCAAAACCGAGAGCGCGCAAAAGGGGAACUUUUCCACCUCUCUCGCUUUUUCUGGAGGAUUUUAAAGCACUUUAAAAAAAUUAUUAUUAUCGUUAUUAUUACUAUUAUUAUUCGAUCGGGUCGUAGAGGAGAGUGAGACCAAAAUAUUACGGGUUAUUUUGGAGAAAGAACAAUGUCAGCGACCUUCCCCGGACUUGUCCACGACGCAGAGAUACGUCACGACGGUUCAAACAGCUACCGGCUCAUGCAGCUCGGUUGUCUGGAGUCGGUGGCCAACUCCUCGGUCGCCUACUCCUCCUCGUCGCCGCUCACCUACCCAGCGCCGGCGGGGACGGAGUUCGCCUCGCCCUACUUCUCGGCCAACCACCAGUACACGCCCCUGCACCACCAGUCCUUCCACUACGAGUUCCAGCACUCCCACCCGGCCGUGGCCCCGGAGGCCUACGGGCUGAACUCGCUGCACUCCGGCCAGUACUACCAGCAGAUCCACCACGGGGAGCCCGCCGACUUCAUCAACCUGCACAACGCGCGCUCGGCCCUCAAGUCCUCGUGCCUGGACGAGCAGCAGCGGCGAGAGCUGGGCUGCCUCGACGCUUACCGGCGCCAUGACUUGUCGCUGAUGACGUCACACGGUUCUCAAGCCUACGGCGUCGGCAUGCACCACCCGGACCAGAGGCUGCUGCCCGCCGCCGGCCUGGGCCUCCCUCCUCCGGCAGCAGACGACCUGCAGGGCUCCGUGGAGGCGCAGUGUGGGCUCGUACUGAACGGCCAAGGGGGCGUCAUCCGGAGAGGGGGGACGUGCGUGGUGAAUCCCACAGACCUGUUCUGCUCCGUACCGGGUCGCCUCUCGCUGCUCAGCUCCACCUCCAAGUACAAAGUCACCAUCGCCGAGGUGAAAAGACGACUUUCACCGCCAGAGUGCCUCAACGCCUCCCUGCUGGGCGGCAUCCUGCGCAGAGCAAAGUCCAAGAACGGCGGUCGGUGUCUUCGUGAGAAACUCGAUCGUUUAGGCCUCAACCUGCCGGCAGGACGGAGGAAAGCUGCCAACGUCACGCUGCUCACCUCCCUGGUGGAAGGUGAGGCGCUCCACCUGGCGAGGGACUUCGGCUACACCUGUGAGACCGAGUUUCCCAGCAAGGCGGUGGGAGAACAUUUGGCGCGGCAGCACAGCGAGCCGAAAGAGACCAACGCACGCAAGAAAAUGGUUCUGGCAACAAAGCAAAUCUGUAAGGAGUUCCAGGACCUGCUGAGCCAGGACCGCUCUCCUCUGGGCUCCUCCAGGCCGACCCCCAUCCUGGACCUGGACAUCCAGAGACACCUCACACACUUCAGCCUGAUCACUCACGGCUUCGGCACGCCGGCGGUCUGCGCGGCGCUCAGCACCUUCCAGACGGUCCUCAGCGAGAUGCUCAACUACCUGGACAAAAACUCGAGCGGCAAAACGAGCGGACCAAACGAGCAACAGAUCAACAGCAGCUCGGAAAAGACGCAGCUCCGGAAAACAGCCGAAUCCCAGAACAAAGACGGGAAGUCAGAAAAGACUGAGUAGCAUCUCUUACCCCCCAACACUCACACACCUGGUUGCCGUGCCUUGGAGCGCUGAAUCUUAGGAGUGUAUCUGUGUGUGUGUGUGUGUGUGUGUGUGUGUGUGUAAGUGCUUGUGUGACUCUCACACAUUUUGAAUAACUUAAGGAAAUAUUUAUUCCUAUUUAUUUAUCUUAUGUGGAAGUCCAACACUAAUUUAAGUUUCCCGAAUAUAGAAAGUGACUCAUAUGAAAUACAAAAUAUUACAAAGUAUUUCUGGUCUAGUUUCUGGUGUAAAUAACUAAAUACAUUUAAGACAAAACUAAUUUAAAAGUAACUUUUCAGCUCUUGUAAAUUAUAGAAAAUGUAUUGAGUGAAACUAAUCUUUGAUUCAAAACGAGCUCCUACAUCUUAUUGAAAAGUUACUCAUUUUGUUUUGUUUCAAGUGCACUAAGAUAUUUGCACUAGGAACUCGACCAAAUAUACUUGGUAGUAUUUUGUGUUUUUACAGUGAACAUUUAGUUCUUUAUUUAUUUAUCCUGAAAAAGUUUUAUUUUUCCAGAUCAGGGUGUGAAGCUCUACAAAUCAGUGCAUUUGUUCUGCAAAAAACUUAAAAUGUUUUCCUGCUCUGAUAACUGAUCUGUGCAGAUUGUUUGAGGAGUAACUGAUUCAAAAUCUAUUGCAAAUUUUGACAUUUUAUUUCUCUGCAUUUUUAGCAGAUCAGAUCUGAAUGCAGAACUCUGAUGACCUGAAGAGCUCUUGAACCUCGAUCAGGAUUUUUAUGUUGAAUCGCCUUGCAAAUGGUUUCAUGCCGCUUGACUUUUUUCACUUUUUUGUCUCGUUGCAGCCACAAGCAGAAACGUUUCAUUUGGAUUUUAUGUGAAAGACCAACACAAAGUUAAGCUUAGUGCAAAAAAAGAAGAAAGAACACAUAUACAUUUUAGUUUUUUAUUAUAUCAUGCAAAUAUCUUCAACAGAUUCCCCCAAAUUACAAUAUAGUCCAAUCAACCACUUCAGACUUCACCUAAUUAGAAAGUUAUUAAAUUGUAGCCCAGUGAUGUCAAACACAUUUUGGUUUUGGGCCAAAUCCAGAUUACAAAUGCUCUUAAAGGGCCGGUUGUGGAAGAAUGUAUUGAUAAAUCCUGUUCACAAACUGUUAAAAUAUUAAUGGAUUAUUAAAAUUAAACAAUAUUAUUGAACAUCUUUUCGGUCCCUCCAGGAUUUUGCGAUUCUUUUUGUGAUAUUUUCCAAUAAAAAUCAAGUGUUUGUGGUUCUAAUCUGGAAAUAUUUGUGAUAUUUCAAUUUUUUCAUGACUCAACUUUUUAUUCCUCGCUGUACAGAUCAUGGACUUUAAUCUGACAUCAAUAACAACUCAGGCAGCUGUUUAGAAAGAAAGUUUUUGACAAUUUUUGAGAAAAAUCGGCAAUUAACUUCCGAUUAUGUAUUGGCGCAAAGAAAUGUGGGAAUUUGUUGAUUUUGUGUGAAUUUCCAUAAUAAUUCUCAAGAAACUGGAGGAACUGAUUGAUAUAAUUUGGCAGUAAACCGAUAAAAACUGCACUGAUUUGAUUAACAUAACAUUUAAUCACACUUAGUAUUAAUCUAGAAUCUAGCGGGCCACAUAAAAAGCUACGGCGGGCCGGAUUUGGCCCACGGACCUCGAGUUUGACACGUGUUCUAAGACAAUGCAGUGAACAUCUUUUCAGGUAAUUAUGAGAAAAUGGAAAGAGUGUGUCAUGACUGCAAAGGUCGUCCAUCUAAGAAAAUAUAACAGUCAAAAGGGCAAAGCAAAAUUUAUUUUCUUGAUAAUUUGCAUAAGAUUGCGUUGUGCCUCAUUGUGAACACCAAUGCAAAACAUGGUGGUGGCAGUGUUAUGCUGUGGGAAUGCAUUUCUUUAGCAGGGACAGGAAGCUACUCAGAGUUGAUGGAAAGUACAGAAAAUAAAAACCAGUCAGAGGCUGAAAACCCCAAAACUGAAAUAAAUCUGCAAAGCUGGUAGAAACUCACCACAAAAGAGUGACUGCUGCACUGCAAAAACAAAAAAUCAAGUUUAGUUUCUAGUACAGAUGUCUUAGUACACUUGAAAUAAAGCAAAACUAGGUUACAGGUAACUUCAGUGAGAUGAAGGAGUUUGUUUUAGGUCAAUAAUUCCUUAAUUUUGAUGAAUAAUGAGUAUUAGAAAUAAUCUGCCAGUGGAACAAAAACAUUUUUCCUACAUCAGAAGGAAAAAUGUUUUUAACUUUAUGUUAAAAAACAUAAAGAGGAGGAUUUUUUCCCCUCUGAUGUAGGAAAAAUCCUACAUCAUUAUUUCCUACAAUCCUACAUCAGAAGGAUUGGAGGAAAUAAUCUGAAAUAAUCUGCUCCACUUCCAGAAUUUUUAUUUUUUUUCAUCAAUAUUAGGGAGUUAUUGGGUUAAAAUAAGAUCUUAUUUUUGCUAAAAAGUUCAGUUUUGUCUUAUUUCAAGUGUACAAAAAUAUUUGCACUAGAAACUAAACCAAAAAUACUUGGUAAGUUUUAUGCUUUGACCUACAGGUUGAAUAUUUUUCACAUUUUUUGUCUGUGAAACAUUUUAUUUUCCUUCUGCCUCAUAAAUUUGUGCUUUGUUGCGUUGAUCUAAGUUGGUGUUUGUAAUUUAAGAAAACGUGAAAAUGUUGGCGGUAUAAACACUUUUGCACGGUUCUCAACUCUGCAGGCUGCACUGGGGUGUGUGUGAGUGUGGUUUUCUGGAUGAAUGUGUGUGUGUGUGUGUGUGUGUGUGUGUGAGAAAAAGAGAGAGAGGGAGCUAAAGCAAGAGAGAAGGGUCCAACUCAGCCAUUUUGUAAAAGAGUGACUUUGCUUUGUGCAUGUCUGUCUUUGUACACGAUCCAGAUUGCAAGUUAAGCCGACACGAGCUCUCCGACUCGCUCAUGAACAUUUGUACAGAUAUAUAUAAAUAUUUAAAUAACUUUUCUUGUAGGCUUUCGACUAUAUAAAUGUUAAAUCCCUACCUUCUAAAA